Labrus mixtus (cuckoo wrasse) is the source of this 979-nucleotide messenger RNA. Its product is annotated as putative nuclease HARBI1. The coding region runs from base 434 to 979 and encodes 181 amino acids. The transcript is spliced from 5 exons. The record is from RefSeq and is a predicted model, not a curated record. NCBI's taxonomy places the organism in Eukaryota, Metazoa, Chordata, Actinopteri, Labriformes, Labridae.
CACUUUUCACUUUGGAAACACAAGUUCAGACACCUGAAACAUCCUGUCCCUACUCAGCGUGGACUGUGAGGACAAUACCUCUAAUUGAAUGGCCACAGCGCUACUAUCCGCCUCUACCUGGGAGAUGGAGAACUAAAGAAAGACUUCAGUCUGUCAAGGCAGACAGUGAAGGCCUUGGUGGAGUGUCUGGGAUACACCAAGGACCAUGGCUGAAGCAAAGACCUCGAAGUGGGGAUAUAUUUAUACUGGCUGGCCAGUGCCACCUCGUAUCGGGUGGUGUCAGGAGCCUUUGGUGUCCCCAUCACCACGGUUCAUGAUGUUGUUCAUCGAGUCGCUGGAAGUAUCAUCAGCAUCAUGAAGAGGGUGGUUCAUCUCCCUGCUGCUGAUGAGCUAGAGGGAAUAGGGGAAGGCUUUGCCCACCUGGCUGGCUCUCAUGCCUUCUGCAGAGCGGCUGGCAGCAUUGAUGGGACACACAUUAGAAUCAAGCCACCUGCAGCAAACAAAGAAGACUACCUUAACAGGAAGCUCUUGCAUUCAGCUGCAGGUGGUGUGUGAUCACAAAGGCCGCUUCCUUAAUACAUAUACAGGACUUCCGGGCUCUGUCCACGAUGCCAGGGUCCUGCGGUGGAGUUCUCUGUACGUACACCAACUCUACCCUCCUCAUGGCUGGUGUAUUGUUGGGGAUGGGGGGUAUCCCUGCCUGGCUGCACCAAUCAGCCUGAUGACCCCAUUCAGGGAGCCGGUGCAAAACCCUGUUCAUGCACGAUACAACCGGCAUCAUGCCAAAGCACGGUGUGUGGUGGAAAGGACGAUUGGCAUGAUGAAGACGCGGUGGCGCAGCAUCUUCCCCAAGGCCCUGGAGAUCAAGCCAACCUUUGUUCCUGCAGUGGUGUCGUAUAUACACAGGCAACUUUACUAUUACGCCAAACUAACCAUCGCAGCAACAUUUCGCCUCACUGUGUACAUCACAUAUGCUUGA